AUGGUCCGCGAGGAUAUAAUACAGUCGGCGGUGUCUUUCCUCCAGGACCCGUCCGUUGCCAGCGCGCCCCUUGAGAAGCGCAUCGCCUUUCUCCAAUCCAAGAACCUCACACAAGAAGAAGUCGAUGUCUCACUCGCGCGUGCAGCCGAAGACCCCAGUUAUGCCUCAUCGCCUCCACCCCAGACAUCCGCAGUAGCCAGCAAUGCGUACAGACCACCACCGGCAGCCCCGUAUGGGAGCUAUCCUCCCCAACAAUACUGGCAACCGCCCCCGCCGCCUCCGGAACCGCCGAAACGCGACUGGCGCGACUACUUCAUCAUGGCAACGGUCAUGGGCGGUGUAGGAUACGGCCUCUACUUCACAGCGAAACGAUACGUCCUACCCCUGAUACAACCACCUACGCAGCCUCAGCUAGAGCAAGACAAAGCUUCAGUCGACGAAUCCUUCAAGCGCGCGUUCGAUCUCCUCGAGCAACUCAACACCGACACAACCGCUCUCAAGGCAUCGGAAGAGGCACGGACAACAAGACUGGAUGACGCGCUUGGUGAGGUGGAGAGCGUCCUGACGAGCCUCAAGGAGUCGUCGAAGAGACAGGGAGACGACAACAGACGUAUCGAGGAUGACGUCCGCGGCUUGAGGGACUUGAUCCCGAAGGCAUUGGACUCACAGAAGGAGUCCACCGACAAGAGGCUGCAGGAGCUGUCAACUGAGCUGAAGAGCCUGAAGACGUUGAUUGGCAACAGGAUGAGCUCUCCGGCACCACCACGCCCACAGAGCACCUCGGGCUACUACGGACAAGCGCAGUCGCAGUCGCAGACACCCAACACAAACGGCACACCCGCUGCUUCGGCAUCGACACCACAGCCGUCCUCUACUCCUGCGCCCAGUGAGCAGACCAACGGCACGAGCGCUACCGAGACCCAAACAAAUGGUAGCGCAACGCCCGCGCCCGCUCCCAGCCCUGCCACCGAGAAGCCUCUCCCUGCGUACGGUAGGCCCUCGCCGGGACGCGCCGCUAUCCCAGCAUGGCAAAUGGCUGCCGCAAAGAAGACCGAGGAGGCGAAGAAGGACACGAGCGAGAGCGGAACUGCGGUCGAUGCCGGCGCCAGUGCGUAG
Messenger RNA from Alternaria incomplexa, 1116 nucleotides. RefSeq lists its product as uncharacterized. NCBI's taxonomy places the organism in Eukaryota, Fungi, Ascomycota, Dothideomycetes, Pleosporales, Pleosporaceae. The record is from RefSeq and is a predicted model, not a curated record. Gene Ontology annotation, molecular function: signaling receptor binding. The transcript has 3 exons. Gene Ontology annotation, cellular component: peroxisomal importomer complex; peroxisomal membrane. Gene Ontology annotation, biological process: protein import into peroxisome matrix, docking. The coding region runs from base 1 to 1116 and encodes 371 amino acids.